GGGAGUUUUAGAUAAAGAUGUCAAGUGGGUUUGUGAUCAAAUAUUUCUUCAGUUAGUUUUUUGGGGGAUUCUUCCAGGAAACAUCUUCUUUACAUGUUUUGCCCCCUUGAUGGCAUACCAUUCAGCCCUUUGUGACAUUUUGGUAGAUGAAGCUCAGCUGGAGCAAUUCGCACUUGUGGCAAAGGAUUCGGCCUUCCGGCAUGGACUCCUCAUGAGAACCAAAGAAGAUCCCAACUCACCAGAGGUCUUAAGCUACGCUCCAUUCACACUCUUUCCAUCCCCAAUCCCUAAAUCCAUCUAUGAACAGGCCAAGCUUUUACAAAGAGACUUUAAUCUGUUGGUGGACAAGAUUACUCAAGACAGCAAGUUUCUGGAACAAGCUCUUGCCAGCAUAAUUAAAGUGGAUCAUUUUAUAGCACGACUGUUCGAGAUUUACAGAAAGACUCUCCAGAAGGGCAUCUCUUCGCCAAUCACUAUAGGUCUGAUUCGGUCAGAUUACAUGUUCCUAUGUGGAGAAGAGGGUGUCACAUCAUUAAAGCAGAUUGAGUUCAACACAAUAUCCGUUGGUGGUGGAGGGCUGGCAUCUCAAGUACCAGCAGUGCACAGGCACAUAUUGAAAGUGGCUGGCAUACAUAAUGUAAAUAUCAUGGACAAUAACUGCAUUGCCAUCUUGGCAGGUGCGAUUGAAAAAGCAUGGAGCUUGUAUGGUUCACAAGGGUCAAUCAUUAUGUUUCUGGUAGAAGACAGCCAGAUGAAUAUAUACGACCAGCGGCUCAUAGAAAAUGAACUCUGGAGCAGGAAUAUUCCAGUUAUUCGGAGGAGGUUUGAGGACAUCAGUAAGAGAGGACACUUGGAUGAGGAGAAGAGGCUUUUUAUAGAUGGGCAAGAAGUUGGACUGGUUUACUAUCGUUACGGGUAUUUGCCACAGCAAUACAUAGAGAAGGACUGGGAGGCCCUGCUGAUGAUGGAGCAGUCCCGUGCAGUAAAGUGUCCAAAUAUUGGCGCUCAUCUAGCAGGAAUAAAGAAGGUUCAACAGGAGUUAGCACGGCCAGGAGUUCUUGAGCACUUCUUUCCUGGGGACCCAGAAGCUGUUUCUCGCAUCAGAUCAGUCUUUGCUGGACUCUACUCUUUGGAUUUGGGUAAUGAGGGUGACCAAGCACUAGACAUGGCUUUUGCUGACCCUGAUCAAUUUGUGCUGAAGCCACAACGUGAAGGUGGAGGUAACAACAUCUAUGGUGACGACAUCUGCCAUGUGCUGAGUAAAGUCGAACAGAGUUUGGAAAGAACUGCCUUCAUUCUUAUGGAGAAAAUCCGACCACAACCAGUCAGAAACUGCAUUCUGAGGAGGGGGACCCUGCUGAAAAUACAGCCCUGCAUCAAUGAGCUGGGGAUGUUUGGGGUCUAUGUGAGGCAUGGCACAGAGAUGACUCUAAAUGAGUUUGCUGGGCACCUCCUACGAACCAAAAACAGUGAACACAACGAUGGGGGUCUGAUGGCUGGGGUGGCCGCAUUGGAUAGCCCUUACCUUGUCUAGAAAACAGCAGUUUAAAGUUCUGGAAGGAAUAUUUAAACUAUAAACACUGACACAAUAUACAUUUACAGGUAGCUUUUUUCCCCAAAAGCUGUUUAGAAGGAAACAAAUGUUCAUUGAGGAGAGAAGAAAAAUUAAGAAGAGUAAGAACUUGUUAUGUGUUAGACAAUGGCGCUUUUAAACAUCCUUAUUUGUAUUACAAAUGAGAUUUAUUGAUACAAUAUAAUGAGUAAAACAAAAAUAAAUGCUUUUAAGCUAAUAUUUAAUUGGAGUUUCAUGAGAGUCAACCAUCCAACAUGCCUUUUCUUCUCUGUAACAUUUGGGAUAUAAUAAAAAUAAGGAGGAGGCCUAAUAAAGUUUCUUAAAAGCAACAGUCGUGUCUUCUAUAUUUCUGAUGGCAUAGGAUAGUAGGUAAUUGUAGCAAUUGGAGACAAUUCAGCUAGCAGUCUGGCAAAUGAGCCUGAUGGAUUCUUUUUGUUUGUCCAACGUCUUAUUUUAUUUUUUACUGGUGAGCCUCUGUACUCUGAGGCUGAACUUUCUGGUUUAAUACAGUUUACUUAUAUUCUGUUAACAAGCAAGACAUAUUCUCAUACCAACUCAGUCCAAGACCUGUGUUAUUGCGGAUCCUUACAGCAUCAAGCAAAAGGCAGGAACCAACACUAAACAAGGUACAAUGCAGGGCCCACUCCCAAUCUGGAGCCACCAAAGCAACCUAACUUGUGCACUGUUGGAGUUAUAAGAGGAAAACCACACAGACACAGAGAGAAUUUGUAAAUGUAACCGGAUUCUGUUCUCUCAGGCAGGCCCCCUUCAGUGCAGGCUCCCAGGACAUGAUUUAGGCCCAAACCCCAAAUAACCGAAACACUUAUUUGGAAUAUGAGACAAAACCAGAAUGCCAGAGCAGAAACCCAUGUAGACACUGAGAGAAAAUGUAAAAUACAUACAGGUGGUUUCAUGGGCUCGGAUUUGAACCCAGGACUCUGGAGGUGUGAGGUGGCAACAAUAGCCAUUGCUCUAUCUGAAGUAUAAUGUCUUUUUGUACAAUUUGGAAUCUGCACACAGUAUUAGAGUGACAUUGAUUUUGGUUUGUUCAAACUGCAUAUACUUUAUCCUAAUAUUUGUCUGGUUAAUUCUUCAUCACAGUCACCUUGGUGGUUCACAUACCCAUCUUAACAUCCAAACAAAAAUAUCCACAAAAAUGUUGAUUGAAUAUGAACUGUGGUUUCAAAAUCUGAACGUUACCCAGAAAAUGUCAUUUUGCAGAGUUUUUCCUUUGUUGUGAAUGUGUUUCUUGGUACGUUCCCAUAUUCAAUAUUUGUCAAUGCCCAGUGACUGACUGACAUUCUGUCUGGAGGGGAUUGCUACAUUUUACUGUCACAAUUCCAUGUUUUCUUUUUAUGUAUCAGUUUACUUUUGUUUCAGGUUGCUGAAUAAUUGUAUUGUUAUGCCAGUGACAUCACCAUGCCACCAGUCUGGACUUUUGCUGUUUUUGCAGCUGUGGUGGUAUUGUUUACUGUUGCUGGGCAGGGUUACCAGUCAUGUACAUCUGACGUCAUGGUACUGUGCACAUAAAACAUGGUGGUUUGGCACCCUAGUUUUGACCCAAAAACAUUUACUAUUUGAUUUCUUUCUUUUGAAUAAUAAAGGUCUUAAAGUAUUAGGCCAUUGUUUCCAAUUUUGAUAUUUUUGCCUACAGUUUGUUGUUUUGCACGUUAGGUUUUGGUAUUAUGUUAGCUUGAGCUGCUGUCUGUCCACAACCACAUCUUAACUUUUCCCUUUGUUGAUUUUUCUUCUCCUGGUAAUUCUUUCCGAUUUUAAAAAUUGUGCACCUUCAGUUCACAGGAUCACAAUAUUUAAUGCCAGGAGAGGCUCUGGGCCCUGUGACCAUGGACUAGAUUAGGCAGGUUCAAUAAUGCAUGGAUACAUGUUACUGUUGGUACCCAUCAGUUUAUUUCAAAAUAUUUCAGCCCAUUUCAAAACAGAAAACAAACUAGCAUGCUGGAAAAAAUGAAAGUGAAUGUACAUACAUACUGAUACUGAUGCUCUGUGUAAGAAAG
Erpetoichthys calabaricus (reedfish) is the source of this 3588-nucleotide messenger RNA. Its product is annotated as glutathione synthetase-like. The coding region runs from base 110 to 1534 and encodes 474 amino acids. The record is from RefSeq and is a predicted model, not a curated record. Gene Ontology annotation, cellular component: cytosol. NCBI's taxonomy places the organism in Eukaryota, Metazoa, Chordata, Cladistia, Polypteriformes, Polypteridae. Gene Ontology annotation, molecular function: glutathione synthase activity; glutathione binding; ATP binding. Gene Ontology annotation, biological process: glutathione biosynthetic process. The transcript has 13 exons.